AUAUCAAUAUCAAUACAACCCUGACUGAGCCGUCUCACUGCCAACUUAACUCACUUCCUUCUUUUGGAUUUUGGUCGACCUAUAAGGUCUAUCGGCUAUUGGAAAUGGGUGCCUACCGGUAUAUGCAAGAAUUGUACAGGAAGAAGCAGAGCGAUGUCAUGCGCUAUCUGCUUCGUAUUCGCGUGUGGCAGUAUCGUCAACUGACCAAACUGCACCGCUCUCCAAGGCCGACUCGUCCAGACAAAGCUCGCCGCUUGGGAUAUCGUGCCAAACAGGGCUUCGUCAUCUACAGGAUCCGUGUUCGUCGUGGUGGUCGCAAGCGCCCCGUGCCAAAGGGCUGCACAUACGGAAAGCCAAAGAGUCAUGGUGUGAACCAAUUGAAGCCAUACCGUGGACUGCAGUCGAUUGCUGAAGAACGUGUUGGUCGCAGACUCGGUGGCCUGCGUGUCUUGAACUCCUACUGGGUGGCCCAAGAUGCAUCCUACAAAUACUUCGAGGUCAUUAUGGUAGACAUUCACCACAACGCGAUCUGCCGCGACCCCAAGAUCAACUGGAUCUGCAAGCACGUGCACAAGCAUCGCGAGCUGCGUGGACUCACUUCCGCAGGAAAGAGCUCUCGUGGCCUUGGAAAGGGCUACAGAUACUCGCAGACCAUCGGUGGAUCCAGGCGUGCUGCCUGGAAGCGCAAGAAUCGCGAGCAAAUGCACAGGAAACGUUAAGGGCAUCUACGUUUCUUUGACCACAUUUCAAAUACAAAUUGAAAAUCCAU
This is a messenger RNA of Drosophila innubila, 769 nucleotides long. RefSeq names its product 60S ribosomal protein L15 (gene RpL15). The transcript is spliced from 3 exons. The record is from RefSeq and is a predicted model, not a curated record. NCBI's taxonomy places the organism in Eukaryota, Metazoa, Arthropoda, Insecta, Diptera, Drosophilidae. Gene Ontology annotation, biological process: cytoplasmic translation. Gene Ontology annotation, cellular component: ribosome; cytosolic large ribosomal subunit. Gene Ontology annotation, molecular function: structural constituent of ribosome; RNA binding. Bases 105 to 719 code for a protein of 204 amino acids.